GCCAUUAAAAAUGGUGUUAAUUUGGAUUUGUUUUUUGUUUGUUUUCUUGCAUUAGACUUGAUGACAACAAAAGAGAAGAGUCAAGAAUUCAGUAAAAAGGAAGUUAAUGCUCACCAUGAGAAAUAUGGCUUCAUGACUGGAGAAAAAUCAUUUAGUUUCUCAAAUACUGAAAAGACACAAAAAAGAGCUCAAAAUACAGCAAAUAGAAGUUAUUUCACCUGCCAACAGUGUGGAAAAAGUUUCAGCAGAAAAGGAAACCUUAAAGUCCACAUGAAAGUUCACAAUGUGGAAAUGCCUUACACCGGCAAACUGUGUAGAAAGAGUUUCAUUCGAAAAGCAAACCUUAAAUACCAUGUGAGAGUUCACACUGGAGAGAAACCUUUUGUCUGCCAACAGUGUGGAAUGAGUUUUACUGAAAAAGGAAACCUUGAUCUUCACAUGAGAAUUCACUCUGGAGAGAAGCCUCACACCUGCAAACUGUGUGGAAAGAGCUUCGUUCGAAAAUCAAAUCUUAAAAACCACGUCAGAAUUCACACUGGAGAGAAACCUUACACAUGUUCUCAAUGUGGAAAAAGUUUUACACAUAAACAACACCUUGAUGGCCACAUGAGAGUUCACACUGGAGAGAAACCUUACACCUGCCAACAGUGUGGACAGAGUUUCACUCAAAAAGGAAACCUUAAUGACCACAUGAGAAUUCACACUGGAGAGAAGCCUUACUCCUGCAAACUGUGUGAAAAGAGCUUCAUUCGAAAAUCAAACCUUAAAAACCACUUGAGAAUUCAUACUGGAGAGAAGCCUUACAUAUGUUCUCAAUGUGGAAAAAGUUUUACACAUAAACAAAACCACGAUGGCCACAUGAAAAUUCAUACUGGAGAGAAACCUUUCACCUGCCAGUGUGGAAAGAGCUUCACUAAAAAAGGAAACCUUAAGAAACACAUGAAGAUUCACACUGAAAAGAAGCCGUUUACAUGUGAUCAGAGUUUGGAUGUUAAGUAGAACCAGUGUGAUUGCUACUAACAGCAAUAUCCUUGCCUGUGAAUCCCUUUUUUGUGCAAAGCAAUGAUGACUGUGUGUGUUUCCUUGCAGGUAAUAACCAUGGUUAACAGAGGAAGAACAAUGAUUUCAAGCACCACCUUCCUUUUAAAGCUUCCAGUUUGUUAUUCUAACUCAAUCAGCAUUACAUUAGUUGCGUCCCAAAGUGAAGCCACAUUUGAAGUGCGAUUGGGUCACAGCGUCACUAUGAGGGCAAAUUAAGUGUACAAUAGAUGCACUCUUAGUUAUAUUCAUUUGGCAGAAGUUUUUAUCCAAAGUGACUUGAAAGGCACCUAUUAUGCAAAAUCCACUUUUACAUGGUGUUUGGACAUAAAUGUGUGUUGGCAGUGUGUGAACACAACCACCCUACAAUAAUAAAAAUCCACCCACUCCUCAUUUUUUAAUCCCCUUUAAACCAAUUCAGUCUCACUAGGCCUGCUGUUUUGAUUCUCUCGCAGUGUGACAUCACAUUUCGGAGGGCCGGGCCACGGGGUUGAUUGACAGCCCUGCGUUGCUAUAGUUUCCUCCCUCAGCAGUUACCCUGUUCUUCAUUUUCUCCGUGCUCGAGCAGCUGUAACGUCAACAAUGUCUCGCAAGCAAUCCCGGUGCUCUGUGUUUGUGUGCAAGAAUGAACAUAAGAGUCUUCAUUUUCUCCCAACAUCUGAGCUGCUGAGGACGCAGUGGGUUACUUUAAUUUUUCAAGAUAAUGCGCCUCAAAAUCUACCUAAAUACGUGUAUCACUCCAGACUCCUUUGUGAAUGUCAUGUCGUUAUAGUGCUUAGCGUUUUAACCGUAUUUGUGUGCGUACAUUAAGUAUUUUUAACUGAUCAGCGCUGUGCAUGUGAGAUUAGUUCGCACUGUUCGGUAGCGCAUCCGCGCCGAUGACAGGUCAGCACGGCGCAAGCUCUGUAACGUUGCGCUGUUUUGUCCCACUUUCAGUACAUUUGACUUCCCAUAUGUACGGCUUAACACCAGUU
Molecule: messenger RNA, 2012 nt
Organism: Onychostoma macrolepis
Lineage: Eukaryota; Metazoa; Chordata; Actinopteri; Cypriniformes; Cyprinidae
Product: gastrula zinc finger protein XlCGF8.2DB-like
Exons: 1
Coding region: 61-999 (312 amino acids)
Biological process (GO): regulation of transcription by RNA polymerase II; central nervous system development
Cellular component (GO): nucleus
Molecular function (GO): RNA polymerase II cis-regulatory region sequence-specific DNA binding; DNA-binding transcription factor activity, RNA polymerase II-specific
Source: RefSeq, a predicted model, not a curated record